ACCUGCCAACCUGGAAUUUACCACGACCCUAGUAUAAAAAACCUGGCCGAGGAGUUUGACCAUUGUUCUCUCUAUUUUCCUCGUGGCCCUCGUGUGGGUCGAGACGCGUUUCUCUAUUUCUUCAUCGCCAUGGCUUCCAAUCCUCAAUCCUCAGGUAAUAGCCCACCUCCAAAACCUUGGGAACAAGCUGGAUCCUCAUCUGGUCCAACACCCUUUAAGCCCCCCUCUCCAGGUAGCACAAGUGACGUUGUUGAGGCUUCUGGAACAGCGAGACCUGGUGAAAUUGUUUCUACAACUGAUAGGAAUACAACUAUAAGUAAUAAUGCACUUGGUAGGCCUGUACCCACUAGGCCCUGGGAACAGCAGACAUACGGCAGUACUAUUGGAGGUUAUGGUUCCGGUUUGAAUUAUAAUUCUGGUUAUGGUUCUGGAAUGUAUGGCUCAUCAUAUGGUGGAUUGGGAGGGUCUUAUGGAGGGGGGUUGUAUGGAAACAACAUGUAUCGAGGAGGUUAUGGUGGUGGGCUUUAUGGAGGUUCUGGCAUGUACGGAGGGGGUAUGUACAAUGGUGGUUUUGGAGGCCCAAUGGGUGGUUAUGGGAUGGGCAUGGGGGGUCCUAAUGGCAAUCAAGAUCCGAAUAAUCCAUUUGGUGCUCCGCCAUCUCCACCAGGGUUUUGGAUAUCAUUCCUGCGGGUGUUGGAAGGUGUGGUAACCUUCUUUGGCCGGGUUGCAAUACUGAUAGACCAGAAUACACAGGCAUUCCACAUGUUCAUUACUGCUCUUCUUCAGCUGUUGGAUCGAUCGGGAUUACUAUAUGGAGAGCUUGCUAGAUUUGUGUUGAGACUGCUGGGAAUUAGAACAAAGCCUAAAAAGGUUCAGCCACCCGGAUCUAAUUUAGCCCCUGGCUCGCACAAUCCCCAUGGGAACCAAAACUACAUUGAAGGACCCAAUGCUGCUCCAAGUGGUGGUGCUUGGGACGGUGUAUGGGGAGAUAGUGCUGGCAAUUGAUUUUGUCCAUGUUACCUUUUUGUUGUUCGUACUGGAGGAGACCGUGAAAAUUGGCGGAAAUCUGUAUGGAGGUAAGAGUUCAGAUGGAAAUUGAUGCUGCCAUUGCAUGUAUAGAUUGGAUUUACCCUAUGAAAAUUGCUGCUCGCGUGAAUAAAAGAAAUUUUAUUCUCUCGCUCUCUGAUGGAAUAGCGCAAGUAUUCGGAUGUGCUUUAACAUUGCUUGUGCUGUUUUUGUGUUAAGCUAUUCCCAAUGUAAUAAAGGGACAAGUGAUAAUGUAUCCUGAAUUAUGUAAGAGAUUUAUAAUGGUAAAAGAGUGUUCUUUCCAGACUC
Messenger RNA from Camellia sinensis, 1335 nucleotides. The record is from RefSeq and is a predicted model, not a curated record. NCBI's taxonomy places the organism in Eukaryota, Viridiplantae, Streptophyta, Magnoliopsida, Ericales, Theaceae.